AAAGGGGAGUAGCUUUCUCAAAUCUGAUUCACCUUCUUCCCCUCUGUAUCUUUCUGAUCUCCCUCCUCUUUCAUGCUCUCAAGUUAAGAUCGAUCUCGGAGCUUAUCAAAAGAUUCCGACUUCGGCAAUUUCCACAGCUCAGAUGGCGAAUUAUCUUGCUCAGUUCCAGACGAUUAAGAACUCCUGCGAUCGCAUCGUCGCCGCCGUCGAAGAUGUGUCUGAUCUGUGGCCCACUGUUAAAGAAUUGUUCGAACAACAUCAGCCAUUGAAGAGAGCAGUCUUGACUAACAAGACUCGAAAUCCGGUUCUCGUUGAGAACUUGCCCGUUGAGUUCAUAUUAACUACAGACGCCAGACUUCGCAGCCGGUUCCCGCAUGAGCAGUAUUUGUACUGGUUCCGAGAACCAUACGCAACUAUUGUUCUUGUCACCUGUGAGGAUCUUGAUGAGUUUAAGAACAUUCUUAAACCACGUCUGAAAUUAAUUGUUCAGAACGAUGAGAAGGAAUGGUUUAUUGUAUUUGUAUCUAAGGCUCACCCGAGUAAUGAUCAAGCAACUAAGAAUGCCAAGAAAGUAUAUGCCAAGCUUGAAGUUGAUUUCAGUUCCAAAAAGAGAGAAAGGUGCUGUAAGCUGGAUAUACAUGGCCCCGACGCAAACUUUUGGGAGGAUCUAGAAUUAAAGAUUACCGAGUGCAUCAGGAAUACCUUGGAUAGGCGCGUUCAAUUCUACGAGGAUGAGAUUCGCAAACUCACCGAGCAGCGGUUUAUGCCAAUAUGGAACUUUUGUAACUUUUUCAUCCUAAAGGAAAGUUUGGCUUUCAUAUUUGAGAUUGCUCAUCUUCAUGAAGAUGCUUUACGUGAAUAUGAUGAACUAGAGCUCUGCUAUUUGGAAACAGUUAAUAUGCCUGGGAAACAGAGGGAUUUUGGAGGAUUCGACAGUGAAGAUGACCAAGCUGCGCUGCUGAAACCAGGAAGCAAACCACUGACACAGAUGGUUCAUGAUGAUUCUUUUAGAGAGUUUGAUUUUAGACAGUAUCUCUUUGCCUGUCAAUCUCGGCUGUUGUUCAAGUUGAAUCGUCCUUUUGAAGUUUCAUUUAGGGGAUAUUCUUUUGUUAUUAGCUUUGCAAAGGCCUUGACCUUCCAUGAGAGUGUACUUCCCUUCUGUUUGCGGGAAGUUUGGGUAUUGACUGCAUGUUUAGCGCUGCUCGAUGCAACUGCUUCUCAUCACAAUGAUGGCGUUGUUGCACCUGAUAUUGAGAAGGAGUUCUACCGUCUUCAGGGUGAUCUCUAUUCACUGUCACGGCUUAAGUUCAUGAGACUUGGAUAUCUGAUAGGAUAUGGAACAGACAUAGAAAAAAGUCCACUGAACAGCGCUUGUCUCAGUAUGCUGCCUUGGCCAAAACCAGCGGUCUGGCCAUCUCUUCCACCAGAUGCUUCCUCUGAGGUGCUUGAAAAAGAAAAGACUCUUCUACAAGCAACUUCAAGGACCAAGCACUUUGGUAUCCAACGGAAGCCUUUGCCCCUUGAACCAUCUGUCCUUCUACGUGUGGCUAACAGAAGAAGGGCUUCUCUUUCUACUGGAAAUAUUUCUGAAAUAUUUGAUGGCCGCCCAGGUUUUACUGAAGGAUCAGGUUUAGAAGCGUCUCCGAGAACCCCUUCAUCACUUAAAGUACAAGCAGCUCCCAUGUCGAGAACAAAUUCCUCACCUGGAAAUUUUGAGAGUCCGCUUGAUAGGCCUAUGAGGCUUGCUGAAAUUUUUGUUGCAGCUGAACACGCUCUGCGGCUUACCAUUUCGGAUCACGAUUUGUUGAAGACAUUGUCAUCUGUUCAGGAUUUCGAGCAUAAAUAUCUUAAUCUAACCAAAGGUGCCGCCGAAAACUAUCACCGUUCUUGGUGGAAGAGACAUGGAGUCGUUCUUGAUGGUGAAAUCGCAGCUGUCUGCUUCAAGCACGGGAAAUAUGAUUUGGCUGCAAACUCUUAUGAAAAAGUUUGCGCCCUUUAUGCGGGUGAAAGAUGGCAAGAUUUGCUAGCAGAAGUCUUGCCCAAUUUAGCUGAGUGUCAAAAGAUUCUUAAUGAUCAAGCUGGGUACAUGUCAUCUUGUGUUAGGCUACUUUCGUUGGAUAAGAGCUUAUUCUCGUCCAAGGAGCGGCAAGCGUUUCAGUCCGAGGUUGUCAAUAUUGCACACAGUGAAAUGAAGAACCCAGUUCCCUUAGAUGUGUCAUCAUUGAUAACAUUUUCUGGAAAUACUGGUCCUCCGCUUCAGUUGAGUGAUGGAGACCCUGGGAAUCUAUCUGUCACUGUGUGGAGUGGCUUUCCUGAUGAUAUCACCCUUGAUUCGCUUAGUCUUACCUUGGUAGCGACCAACAACACUGACGAAGGCGGCCAGGCUUUGAAGAGUUCAGCUGCAACUGUACUAAAGCCCGGAAGGAAUACUAUCACAUUUGAUUUGCCUCCACAAAAACCGGGUUCCUAUGUUCUGGGAGUCGUUACUGGCCAGAUUGGUCGCUUGAGAUUCAGGUCUCACAGCUUUUCAAAGGGUGGUCCUGGAGAAACUGAUGAUUUUAUGAGUUAUGAAAAGCCAACCAGACCUAUCCUCAAGGUGUCCAAACCAAGAGCUCUGGUUGAUCUUUCUGCAGCUGUAUCUUCUGCGCUGCUUAUAAAUGAAGCUCAGUGGAUUGGUGUCAUUGUACGUCCUAUUAAUUACUCACUGAAAGGCGCCAUCCUGCACAUUGAUACUGGUCCAGGGCUAAAGAUUGAAGACUCAUACGGCAUUGAGAUGGAGAGAUACGUAGAAACAGAUUGUGAUGCUGGUGCAACAAAAGCUGAAGUUUCUGUAGAAGAUAGCCAUGUCUCUCCAAAACUUGAUUCAGAGGUACUUAAUCUCUGCGACGGUAAAAUAGUUUUCUCAGAAUGGGCGAGCAAUGUGAGUUCUAUUCUGUGGGUCCCUGUUCGUGCAUUGAGUGAGAAGCUUGCUAGAGGUUCAUCUUCAGUCACUCCACUGAAACAAGAUAUUUUAGAGGGAAUGAGAACUGUGGCUCUGAAACUUGAAUUUGGUGUGCAUCAUAACCAGAUAUUUGAGAGAACGAUAGCUGCACAUUUCACCGACCCUUUUGACGUGACUACAAGGGUGGCAAACAAAUGCAAUGAUGGCACAUUGGUCUUGCAGGUUAUGCUACACUCCCUUGUCAAGGCCAACUUGAUAGUUCUUGAUGCUUGGCUUGAUCUUCAAGAUGGAUUUGUUCAUGGAAAAAGUGAUGGAAGACCAACUUCCACGUUUUUUCCGCUUGUUGUGUCUCCGGGGUCUAGAGCAGCAGUCGUGUUCAGUAUAUCCAUAGAGAAGACAAUGCCAUCAGGGAAAGAUUUGCAGCUACCAGAGAGCAUUCUGAAUAUCAAAUAUGAAAUCCAUGGUGAUAGAGCUGCUGGAGCACACAACCCAGUGGAUGCUGCAGAUCACUCUGUAGCUGAUGCUGAAAGGAGAGAUUUGGUGUUCAAGAGUGCUAUUGUUUUGCAGCGUCCAGUGCUUGAUCCUUGCCUGACAGUUGGAUUUCUUCCACUUCCUUCUGAUGGUCUUAGGGUCGGGAAACUUAUUACCAUGCAGUGGAGAGUCGAAAGGCUGAAAGAGCUCGAGGGAAGUGAAGCUGUAGAACAGCAACAUGAUGAGGUGUUAUACGAAGUCAAUGCAAAUUCGGAGAACUGGAUGAUUGCGGGUAGGAAGAGAGGUUAUGUCUCUCUCUCAGAGGAGCAAGGUUCAAGAGUGGUAAUAUCGAUACUAUGUGUUCCAUUAGUUGCGGGUUAUGUCCGUCCUCCUCAGCUCGGUUUGCCAAACGUGGAAGAAGCAAAUGUAAGCAGCAAUCCACCAGGUCCUCACUUAGUGUGCGUCUUGCCUCCACUUCUCAGUUCUUCUUAUUGCGUCCCUGUCAAGUAGUAAAGGUAGUUCACUUAAACAUUUUCCACUCCCGACUCAAAUUUCAUUAGAGUAUUUGCUGCGAGAACAGUCGAUAAGUAUUUUAUUGUAUGUUUUUUUUUUGUUGGUUUGCGACAUAGAAAUAUCAAAGAAUUGAGUUCAUUGGUCGUCAAUGAGAGUUUGAAUUACGCAAACAACACUUUUGUUUGAUACUAUUACACACCAAAUGAAUGUCACAAUCAAACUCUUUA
Messenger RNA from Brassica oleracea var. oleracea, 4152 nucleotides. Its product is annotated as trafficking protein particle complex II-specific subunit 130 homolog. The record is from RefSeq and is a predicted model, not a curated record. Bases 143 to 3922 code for a protein of 1259 amino acids. NCBI's taxonomy places the organism in Eukaryota, Viridiplantae, Streptophyta, Magnoliopsida, Brassicales, Brassicaceae. The transcript has 21 exons. Gene Ontology annotation, biological process: early endosome to Golgi transport; intra-Golgi vesicle-mediated transport. Gene Ontology annotation, cellular component: TRAPPII protein complex.